CACCCUCCCUUAUUUUCAGUGGCUGUCGUCAACAAACUUGACGUGAUCACUACUGUGCUCAUCCUUUCCACCUAACCUAGUUUCCUUCAGAUCACGUUAUUUUUUAAACUAUUUUAUUUAUUUCGGCUCUUUAUGUGUGUCAGCUGCAGGCACGCAACAUGAUUUUCAAACACAGAAUCUCACAAAUCUCUUUGAGCGGUGUUUGGUGAGGGCUCAACGCAAUGCCCCGGGAAGCCACCGUUGCCAAAACUUGCCUCCAACUUUGUCCCCAAAGUAGUCAGGCUACCCGCGCAAGCCACAACACACCGUCACCGCAGCUUUCACACUUGUUGCACUUAUCCCGUGCGGAGAACAGAUCUCGGAGGGGAAUCCAUAUACUGGUUGUGUCGUGAUCAUGUUCCGCAAGAAUGCAACCAUAACACGCUCGGAUAAACGAGAGGUCCUUUCAGCUCGAUUUGACGUGUUGUAACACAUCUACUUCUUUACCUCUGAUACAAUGAUAUCUAGCACAAGAUGUCUGAGCUGAUAGACGCGGACACAAUCAAAGAAAACGGCAAGGACGUAGAGAAAACGUUAGACUGGAGUUACAUAGAAUGGCGUGAGGAUGAGUCAGCUAAAUGGACGAAUGCAGAGACGCAGACAGAGCUGGAGAAUUUUGAGGAUAAGCAAACGCAGACCAGCCACCCUUUCAUCAUGCGCAUAGACCUGGACCGAACUCACGCCAGACUGCGACACAUCUCCUUGAAGGAGUUCGACAACAUGCCCACCCCGCUCAUUCAGUUUGACAGACAGGCUCCCGCCAGGAUCUCCACAUCCCCCACUCUAAGAAGGAUGCGGAGCACCAGACAAAUGGACAUUACCAGCCCAUAUGAGGACUCUGGCCCGUGUGAGACGUCACCAAGGAAUCCUCUGUCUCCCUUGUACCGAUUGAAGUCUCCCCUCGCGGCCAGCGUGUCGCUCCCGACGGAGGGCCAGGUUCAGCGGGUCUGUCACCCGGAGUCCCCAGCGAUCCGUGGGAAAGCAAGAUCACUUAGAUCAAAGACUCUGGACAAUGGUGUCAUUUGCAAAAGGCCGGAGGCUCCAUGUGAAGGAGAGCUUGUCAGCAGCAGAAGCUUUGAAAGCACCAGUGAGGGUGAACAGCUGAAAGAACCGUCUCAUAGAAGGCUCCAGGAGCGCCGGCGGAGCUCGGUGGUGGUGAGCCUACCGGGGCUGGACGUGUCUCCGGGGGACCUCUUUGUGUCCAAUGGCGCAGCGGACAUUCUAAACCGCUCCACGUUCUCAGACACUAAGAAAUCAAAGUGGCCGUUCUCCAGGCGCAGCACGACUAAGGGAAAGGUGCGGACAGCCACAGACGUUGAGAAGUGUCUCUCCGCUUCUCAUAUUCAGGACUGGAGGGACUCGGACUUCCAGAGGUUAAAGGACUGCUCUCUGGAGGAGUUUCUGAGGGAGCACUCGCCCCCGCUCCAUGCCCAAGAGGACCCCAAGGCCUACAGGAAACAGGAAGCGAUCUGGGAGCUCUUCACCAGUGAGUGCGUCUACUUCCUGGACCAGCUCAUGGUUCUGAAGGAGGUAUUCCUGACCACCCUGAGCGAUCUGCAGAUGCGAGAUUGCCUGCAAGAUAUCGACUCCUGGAGGCUCUUUGCCAAUCUCAACGAGCUGUGCCUGGUGAGCUUUGACUUCCUGACCAGCCUGUUGCGUGUGAUAAAGGAGUCUUGGCAGGACUCAGACUCUGACAACACACAGGCCCUGCUGGCUCUGCUCAAAAAGACUUUCAGGGAGAGCAUUUGCCACUGUCUACAGAAGUACUGCUUGAACUACUCGGCUGCCAUCCUUUAUCUGGACAGCCUGAAGCCCAGGGAGGACUUUGGCUCCUACGUAAAGUGGUGUGAGCGGAACCAGCAGUGCCGUCGGCUGCAGCUGAGGGACCUGCUGGUGGUUCCCCUGCAGAGGUUCACGAGGUACCCGCUCCUCCUGAAGAACGUGGGCAAGAGGAGCCAGAGCCCAGAGGAGGAGAGCGCCCUGCAGGAGGUGGUGGAGCAGGUGGACAGAGCCAUAUAUGACCUGGAGGGGAAGGUGAAAUGGCUGGACAACUACCAGAAAGUCAAGCAGCUGAAGGAGGCACUGGUCUGGCUGCCGGUGUGGGAGAGGGACAAGCGAGCUUAUGUACCCGAGAACCUGAAGCACCUGCUGAAGGCCGUGACUCUGGAGAACCUCAUCACUCACCGCAGCCUGCUGCACGAGGGGAGGCUGGUCCUCAUUGAAAAUGCGAAACUCCAUGAAGUCUUUCUGUUCCUUUUUGACGAGUUUCUGCUGGUCACCAAGCUGAAACGGAAUAAAAAGAGGUCUGGUGGCGCUGACCAGAUUCAGCCGCGUCCAGGCCCGGGUCAGGAGCUGGAGCAGCUGCUGCAGGAAGGCUGCAGCUUCACCGUCCUGGACCAGCCCGUGUCCCUGGACCGCCUGCAGCUCAAGAAUGUGGACCAGCUCAAUGCUACAGCUUCAGGCCUGCCCCAUUCCUUCAUCAUCAUGCACCAGAACCGCUACCAGCAGUGCAUCGGCGUCUUCAUCCUGCAGGCCUAUUCAGAAGCUGUCAAGAAAACAUGGAUGACUGAGAUCGAGAGUGCCGUUACAACGCUUUUGAAGCAAGACUCGGGACAUUUCCAUGUCAAGAACUCGUCGGUCUGGCUGGAGUCCUCGCAAAUCUAAGCUUCUCUGCACCGAUCCUGUGAAGUGUUCCCAACAGACCCAACCCAGGUCCUCAGCAGGCUGGGCCUUGUAAGAACUCCCCGUCCAGAGACCAUUUUGCUGAGGCUCACCUCACCUGAAGCCUCCCCUGCCAGACUAGACUAGAACGCUCCUGAGCCUCCCAUCCAACCCAAUCUCAGUCCAAUCCCCAGCCCCUCCACCUCCCCACACAAGCUCCCUUACGCCUCAGUCCAAUCCCCAGCCCGUCCACCUCCCCACAGGCUCCCUUACGCCUCAGUCCAAUCCCCAGCCCGUCCACCUCACGCCUCAGUCCAAUCCCCAGCCCGUCCACCUCACGCCUCAGUCCAAUCCCCAGCCCGUCCACCUCACGCCUCAGUCCAAUCCCCAGCCCGUCCACCUCACGCCUCAGUCCAAUCCCCAGCCCGUCCACCUCCCCACACAGGCUCCCUCACUCCUCAGUUCAAAAGGGUGUGGACGAGGGAACAGUCGCUGCUAUGGCGGAUAUGUGUGCUACAGGCGACAUCCUGCGAAUCAGAAGGGUUAUCUCCCCUAUCAACUUCACCCAGUCACCUUCUACCUACUCACACACACAUGCAGUGAGAAUAGGGCAAUUACAAGCAGAGGAAGUCAAGCACAUAAUGUAGGUAUUAAUCUUUUCCAGUGACUCAGUUGAUGUAAAUGACUAGUUUUUUGUAAUUAAAGUUUUCCAUGAAAGUACUCUGUAGCUGA
Clupea harengus (Atlantic herring) is the source of this 3432-nucleotide messenger RNA. RefSeq names its product pleckstrin homology domain containing, family G (with RhoGef domain) member 7 (gene plekhg7). The record is from RefSeq and is a predicted model, not a curated record. Gene Ontology annotation, biological process: Rho protein signal transduction. NCBI's taxonomy places the organism in Eukaryota, Metazoa, Chordata, Actinopteri, Clupeiformes, Clupeidae. Gene Ontology annotation, molecular function: guanyl-nucleotide exchange factor activity.